Molecule: messenger RNA, 418 nt
Organism: Rhagoletis zephyria (snowberry fruit fly)
Lineage: Eukaryota; Metazoa; Arthropoda; Insecta; Diptera; Tephritidae
Product: adult cuticle protein 1-like
Source: RefSeq, a predicted model, not a curated record
CUUGAGUGUGCAACAGCAGUAAACUAAUAAGUCUUUUUCCUUACUUCUACUUGUAUAAAACCCUUCUCCAGCAAACAUGAAGUUCGUCGUCGCCGUAGUCAUGUUGGCUCUUGCCGUUGGCGUGCACUCAUCUCUGUUGACAGCCCAUAUCGCACCAGCCGUGUCGUAUGUCACCUCAUCACUGCACCCAGGCCCCCUACUCGCGCAUGGCGCCUACGGCGGACUUGGAGGACUCGGCCCAUGGGGCGCACCAGCAGCAGUUAGCGCAUGGGGUGUUCCCGGUCUGUUGGCUGGCUAUCCCGGCAUUUCGCUCAGUCAGGGUCCACAUGGUGCUGGUAUUGCUGCUCCGCUCGCCUUGGGACAUGGUGCUGGUAUCUACGUGGCGAAAACACGCGGUGCUGUGCAUACUGCCCCCUUG